This is a messenger RNA of Ruditapes philippinarum (Manila clam), 921 nucleotides long. RefSeq lists its product as uncharacterized. The transcript is spliced from 3 exons. The coding region runs from base 1 to 531 and encodes 176 amino acids. Lineage: Eukaryota; Metazoa; Mollusca; Bivalvia; Venerida; Veneridae. The record is from RefSeq and is a predicted model, not a curated record.
AUGAAAACAAUGGAGUUGGGCCUGAGUACUACAUAUCGUGAACGGGGAACAGUACACACUAUCAUAAGCAAGCUGCUAGCCUUGCCGUUCUUACCAGGUGACCAGAUCAAGAGAGCUUUCACCAAACUGAAAGAGAGAGCAGACACAAGCAGUAAACCAGUGGCUGAUCUUUUUACAUAUGUCAAUGACCGAUGGAUGGAGAAUUCUUGUUGGUCCCCAGAAGAGUGGUCUGUGUACAAGCAAACCGUUAGAACAAACAACGAUACUGAAGGUUACCACAGAGGACUGAACCACAAAGCUGGCCGGGGGAAACUCGCCUUCUAUGUGCUAAUACCAAUCCUUCAUCAAGAGGCUAAGAUGGUAGACUACACAGUGAACCUGGUAGCACAGGAGAUCAUAUGCCGUAUUCGAAGAGCUGUCUAUCAGUCACUAGACAAAAGAAUAUCGGAACUAUGGGAUGACUACGAUCAUCAUGAAUUGAGGACCGAGGAAUUCUUGCAGAAAGUGGGUGAAAUCUAUGGACGGUUAUGAAAUUGUGGUUUUUCGAACCAGUAACAGAUACUGGAAAUAUGUGCUAAAAAGUGCUAACAGGAUAUCCAGUGUUUAACACUGUUGCAGAAUAGAAAAUGUCUGUGAAGGUCUCCUCUGACUGAAACUGUAAAUAAAUAUAUAUAUACAUGUACAUGUGUGUGUUCUCUCAAUGUUAUGUUUCAAUGAUAUAAUAUAUAUAAGUGUUUGUCAGCUGUAAAUUGUUGUUCAUGUUAAAUGUUUUAUUCCAUGUUAAAUGUAAACGAGUUAAAUAAAUUAUUAAUGUUUUUUUAUUUUGUCUACCCUUAGAAAUGUCUGUAAAUUGUCCUUUAAUCAAAUAAUACUAAAAAAUAAUAAAAAACAUAUCAAGGCAUUAUGUUGUUGACUUAUUUA